Ochotona curzoniae (black-lipped pika) is the source of this 555-nucleotide messenger RNA. It is a transcript of the gene ESM1, whose product is annotated as endothelial cell specific molecule 1. The transcript is spliced from 3 exons. Bases 1 to 555 code for a protein of 184 amino acids. Gene Ontology annotation, cellular component: extracellular region. NCBI's taxonomy places the organism in Eukaryota, Metazoa, Chordata, Mammalia, Lagomorpha, Ochotonidae. The record is from RefSeq and is a predicted model, not a curated record.
AUGAAAAGCUUCUUGCUGCUGACCACGCUCCUUGUACCUGCGCACCUGGCUGUGGCCUGGAGCGCCAAGUACGCGGUGGAUUGUCCGGAACGCUGUGACAGUCGCGAGUGCAGGAGCAGCCUACGCUGCAAGAGGACAGUGCUGGACGACUGUGGCUGUUGCCGUGUGUGUGCUGCGGGGCUGGGAGAGACCUGCUACCGCACCGUCUCGGGCAUGGACGGUGUGAAGUGUGGCCCGGGGCUGAGGUGUCAGUUUUACAGUGAGGAGGAUGAUUUUGGUGACGAGUUUGGUAUCUGCAAAGACUGCCCCUACGGCACCUUCGGGAUGGAAUGCAAACAGACCUGUAAUUGCCAGUCGGGCAUAUGUGACAGGGUGACAGGCAAAUGCCUGAAAUUUCCUUUCUUCCAAUACUCAGUAACCAAGUCUUCCACCAGGAGAUUUCUCCCUCAUACAGAGCCCGAAAUGGCGUCUGGAGACGGCAAUGCUGUGAGAGAAGAAAUUGUGAAAGAAAAUGUUGCUCGAUCUCCUGUUAUGAAAUGGUUAAAUCCACGCUGA